Messenger RNA from Ixodes scapularis (black-legged tick), 438 nucleotides. RefSeq names its product retinal homeobox protein Rx-like. Bases 1 to 438 code for a protein of 145 amino acids. NCBI's taxonomy places the organism in Eukaryota, Metazoa, Arthropoda, Arachnida, Ixodida, Ixodidae. The record is from RefSeq and is a predicted model, not a curated record. The transcript has a single exon.
AUGGAGAACCUGCUGCUGUGGUUCGUGCUGCUCAUCGUGGUGGCGGCCUGCGGUCUCUUUGGUUCCUGGAUGCUCUGCAACGUGCGCUCCUACCUGGGUCAACCCAACAGCAUCGUGAGCGUCAGCAGCCGCAGUCAGAUGCGUCACCCGUUGUUCGCCGACGAACCGCAGUCUCCGGCACCGGACGUCCGCCGAAACGGGCAUCACCACGCCCGGCAACCGCAGCCUCAGCCACCGCCUCCACCAGCGUUUGUGUACUAUCCCGGCGACCUGCAUCGCUACCCGUUUCCACCGUACUUCAUCGAACCACCGAUCGACUACACCCCACCGUCCACAACCACGCAGCCCAGGAGACACGGCAGUGUGCCGUCCCAUACCGUCACGAAGAAGACCGUGGUCAACUUUCAAGAGCACAGGAGCUCCAGUUCUCCAUUCUGA